Molecule: messenger RNA, 1963 nt
Organism: Thunnus maccoyii (southern bluefin tuna)
Lineage: Eukaryota; Metazoa; Chordata; Actinopteri; Scombriformes; Scombridae
Product: kynurenine--oxoglutarate transaminase 3-like
Exons: 15
Coding region: 143-1489 (448 amino acids)
Biological process (GO): biosynthetic process
Cellular component (GO): mitochondrion; cytoplasm
Molecular function (GO): pyridoxal phosphate binding; L-kynurenine:2-oxoglutarate transaminase activity
Source: RefSeq, a predicted model, not a curated record
GGCAGCAGCACUGUGUGCACUUUAUGACGCCUUUCGAGGGUCGACUCAGACCGUGCAGCGACAACAACACUCCUCCUCCUGACCACCGUGUGCCGACAAAGUCAAUAUGGAAUUCAUCCCACAUGCAACUGACUAAAAAAGCAUGAGCAUAGUGCGACAGAUCCUGACUUGCUCAAGGUUUGCAUGUCGUUCAGCUAACAUAAACUGCAGAAGAACAUUUUGUACUUCACAGCAUAUCAUGACAUCACGGCACACAAACGCGAAAAGAAUUGAGGGACUGGACAAGAAUGUCUGGGUGGCGUUUACUUCAGUGGCAGCUGACCCAUCCAUUGUUAACCUGGGCCAAGGCUAUCCAGACAUCCCUCCACCUUCUUACAUCAAGGAGGCACUAGUGGAGGCUGCAUCAGUGGACAGGAUGAACCAGUACACCAGAGGCUUUGGUCAUCCAUCUCUGGUGAAGGCCCUUUCUCAGGUUUAUGGGAAGGUCUAUGGACGUCAGAUUGACCCCCUCAAAGAAAUCUUGGUCACAGUAGGCGGUUAUGGUUCCUUAUUCAGCACCAUGCAGGGACUGGUGGAAGAGGGAGACGAGGUCAUCAUAAUAGAACCUUUCUUCGAUUGCUAUGUGCCCAUGGUACGAAUGGCGGGGGCCAACCCUGUGUUGAUACCGUUACGCCUUAAAGCUGGAAAGAAGAACAUCACAAGUGCUGACUGGUUUCUUGACCCAGAUGAGCUUUCCAGUAAAUUCAACUCUAAGACAAAGGCCAUCAUUAUCAACACCCCCAACAACCCUAUUGGGAAGGUUUUCACCAGAGAUGAGCUGCAGAUGAUUGCUGACCUUUGUAUUAAACAUGACACUCUGUGCUUUAGUGAUGAGGUUUAUGAGUGGCUCAUCUACAGGGGCCACCAGCAUAUCAAAAUUGCCACUCUGCCUGGCAUGUGGGAUAGAACAGUUACUAUCAGCAGUGCAGGAAAAACAUUUAGUGUUACUGGAUGGAAGCUUGGCUGGUCUGUAGGACCUGAGCACUUGAUAAAGCAUCUUCAGACCGUCAUGCAGAAUACUCUGUACACCUGCCCAACACCUUUACAGGAGGCUGUGGCACAAGGUUUGCUCCUGAACUACAAGCUGAUGGGUCAGCCCGAGUGCUACUUCUCCUCACUGGCAGAAGAACUUGAGGGGAAGAGGGACCGCAUGGCUGCCAUCCUUAGGGAGGCUGGUAUGUCUCCAAUCAUCCCGGAGGGGGGCUACUUCAUGCUCGUGGAUGUCACGGCUCUCAAUCAGGAUCUGUCACAUAUGGUUGAUGAAGCCUACGACUACAAGUUUGUAAAGUGGAUGAUUAAAGAAAAGAAACUGGCAGCCAUACCAGUGACAGCGUUUGUUGGAGAUGAGUCCAAGAAACAGUUUGAGAAGUAUAUCCGCCUUUGCUUCAUUAAGCAAGAUAGUACUCUCGAUGCAGCAGAGAACAUCUUGAAAAACUGGAAUAAGAUUUAAUGGGAUGUGGUGUCAAGACUUCAGGUCAUUUUCAGGAAAGAGGAACCCGCUCUCUCAUCAUACUGAGGAAACAGGAGUAGACGGUUACAUGCUGCACAAACUGGCAAUACAGAGUCAAACUAGAUAGUUGUAAAAUUAUGUGCCAACACUUUAACCUGUAUCCUGUUUUAAAGGAGAUGAUAUUUAAGUCAACAUGACGGAAAUGAAUCCUUUUGACUAAUGAAAGGUGUGAUGUGAGAUAACUAGUGAGAUUAGUUUUUUUAUCCAUUGUCCCACAGUGGAUAUACUGUAAACGAUCCCGUAUUCAUUCCUAUUUUCAUACGUUAUUGUUUGAUUCAAUAUUUUUCAUUAUUUGCAUAGGGGUUAACAUUAGAGACACAACAGAUACAGAAAGUAAUCAAGGAAUUGUUUUGACUUGAACCAUUCUGCUUUAAUUGUUCUAAUUUCAGUUUUCAAUAAAAUGAUUCCAGAUAG